Olea europaea var. sylvestris is the source of this 848-nucleotide messenger RNA. Its product is annotated as type IV inositol polyphosphate 5-phosphatase 6-like. The record is from RefSeq and is a predicted model, not a curated record. Gene Ontology annotation, molecular function: phosphatidylinositol-3,4,5-trisphosphate 5-phosphatase activity; inositol-polyphosphate 5-phosphatase activity; phosphatidylinositol-4,5-bisphosphate 5-phosphatase activity. The transcript is spliced from 4 exons. Gene Ontology annotation, biological process: phosphatidylinositol dephosphorylation. The coding region runs from base 100 to 510 and encodes 136 amino acids. Lineage: Eukaryota; Viridiplantae; Streptophyta; Magnoliopsida; Lamiales; Oleaceae.
ACUGAUAAGUUUAUAUUUUGAUCUAGCCGAAUUAUUUGGCUUGGGGAUCUGAACUAUCGAAUAGCGCUACCAUCCCGGUCUGCUAAAGCACUUGUUGAGAUGCAAAAUUGGAGAGCAUUGUUAGAAAAGGACCAGCUGCGGAUAGAGCAGAGACGAGGCCGAGUUUUUGAGGGAUGGAGAGAAGGGAAGAUAUAUUUUCCUCCAACUUAUAAAUACUCACACAAUUCAGACAGAUAUGUGGGAGGUGAAAUGCAUCCUAAGGAGAAACGAAGGACACCAGCGUGGUGUGAUCGAAUUUUGUGGUACGGAGACGGCCUUCAGCAGUUAUCUUAUGUACGCGGGGAGUCUAGGUUCUCAGAUCAUAGACCUGUUUCCAGCAUAUUUUGGGCCGAAGCUGAGUCAGUUCCCAGCCGGUUAAGGAAAAGCACAAGUUGUUCCAGCUCGAGGAUUGAUGUGGAGGAGUUGUUUCCUCCAUACUCGCAUGGUUACACAGAACUAUGCUUCUUUUGAAGUAGUAAAAACGGAUGGUUAAAAAUGAGUACGCGUUCAGUCCUUGAACAUCUAAUAUCAGUGCUUUGAGGGUGUGAAAUUUUACGCACCCAAAGCAAGAUAUGAGAAAAUAUGCAGGCGGGGAAAUGCUCUGGGGAAGCAUAGGGUGAAGAACGAUGGGGACAUCCUUUGCCCAUUAACUGAAAAAUGAUGUAGAUAUUAGACAUAUACUUACAAAGCAAUCGGGCUCGCUUCUUGCUAUUGACUUUUCCAAUGACAAAUGCCUUCUCUUCUCAAAGAACCAGACGAGAUGAGACGAUCUUCACCAGUCUUACUAGGCGGGCGGGAAAAAAUCUAAU